Durusdinium trenchii is the source of this 2565-nucleotide messenger RNA. NCBI's taxonomy places the organism in Eukaryota, Dinophyceae, Suessiales, Symbiodiniaceae. The record is from the annotation of a GenBank genome assembly.
AUGUCGAUGCCAUGUGCAGAGAAAGGUUCCGUGCAAAUCUUUGAGCUCAUUGCCCAAUUCCUGGAGCAAUGUCAUUUCACAACAGCAGCGCACGCCAUUAUCGCUCAAUGCAGUGAACAUGUGCCUCCCUUGGAGGGAGUUCUUCAACGCUUUCGAAGCCACGUGGACAACUGCGCUUUGCUGCUUGCAGAGUUGGAGGCCAUUAAGCCCAAGAGUGAGACUGGUCGAGAGGCUGUUGUUCAUGACCUUUUGGACAACCUCCUGAGAAAGCUUAUGGCUACAGGGCAAUGCUUGUCUGAUGACAAGCUCCUGACAUGCAUCGACACCACUCUGAAAAGUGACGCCUUUCCAAAGCUGGACGUCAUGGAGCGUCAAGUUGCUGGAGAGAAUCCGGACUCACCGGAGCCAUCAGGUUAUGGCUACGGAGAAUCUGCCAAACUGGCCGCUUCGCGGUUUAAGAAGCACAAAGGGACUUCUAUUUCUGGGAGAGCACCUGCAGCACGCCUAUCUCCUGCUGUGUCACAAACAGUUGAUGUAGAUGGCUUGGACAUUGCUUCACCUGAGAUGAGGUUACACCCAUCUCAAGAAUCCGUUCAAAGCAAGGAGUUGACGCCAGAGCAUGAAAUAGCCGUGGAUACAACGGUAAACAACGCCUUAGUAGCUCCUGGUCGUAGAUCAAACAGGAAGAGGCCCAAGAUGAAGAUGGUUCCCGCUAUUGAAGCUGAAGUUGUCGAGGAGGAGCCGGAGCAAGUGCCCGAGGCUCCUGAAGCCUGCUUGCUCCGAGAUGCUGAUGUCUUGGAAGCUUGGUCCCGGGGUGAGUUCGCAACUCAGCUCGUGAAAGAUUUGGAUGAAACAGGCUGGCUUAGGACACUGAUCAUCGACGAUGAGUUCCAGAUUGAGCAAGGUGCUGUGAUGGACAACGGACACGUCGAAGGUGACCUGUCCCUCGGGACCAAGGCGCGACGGCUUCGAAGGAGAGUCAAAAGACGGGUGCGACGCAUUCAGGAGGAUCUUCUGGCUAGUGAGAUUGAUGCUGACAUCGAUGCCGAGAGCUUCAUGGAGGAAGCAAUUGCGCAAGGACAGUCUUGGUGGAGUGAAGGUAUGGAGGUGUGGAGAGGGAUGCAGGUCGGUGAUGCGGAUUUCGAAGGUCUGGAAGAUCUGGACUUGGAGGAAACGCAGGAGAUCGAGGAUUCGGAGGAGCUGGAGGAGUUGGAGGAGUUUGGGAAUGAAGAGGUUGAGCCGGUUGAGCUGUUGGAGGAAGGAGAGGAAGAACUUGAGUGUGAAGCGGAUCCACUAGCUCUGUUGGAUCCUCUGGAUCAGUUGGACCAGUCCACAGACCAGGAAGCUGAGGAACUCGAGGGAGUCGAGGAGAGACCAGCCACAGCAUCCCUUGUUCCAGCAGCUCGAAUUUCCAAGGAGGAACCCCGCAAAAGGGCUCGGCUGGUGCCGGAGAAGAGUCAGACUCUUGCGGUUGCUCGAUUGCGGAGCAGGCCUCAGCUCAAGCCCGCCAUUGUAGAGAGCAAGGCUGGUGAGAAAAGGAAAAGUCUUGCUGGAUCCACUGAUCUGACGGAUCCCAUGCAAGCGCGCUACAUGCCUCCCCAUGAGAAGCGGCGAAGAAUCGAACUCGCCAAAUGGAAGGAGAUCAAGGCAGCGUGGCAUCGGAAACUGCUAGAAGAAGAAGCUCAAGGUCCACGGAAGCAGAAGCAGAAAGCAGAACCCAACAUGCGAGCAUUAGCGCGUCGCUUUGAGGCUACACUUGAGAAGCCAGGGUCCUGCUGCUUCAAUCCGCUUCAAAAGGAUGAGAGAAUAGUCAUCUCGGCAGAUGGACUGCGUGCCCAGUGCGAAGCCACCACCCCCAAUGUGACCACAUCCAGUGGCAUCAAGGGCUUGCCGCUGGUGGCCGGUGGCAAAUACCAAUACGAGGUGGAGCUUCGUCGAGGUUGUGAUUUGACGAUUGGCUGGAGCCCAGCCUUGGUACUACCAUCGGCGCUUGCCAGUAGUGGUCGCAGUGCUGCGCGACGAAUGCUUGGAUACUCAUCUGACGGAGAGCUGAUUGGAGAAGGUUGCUUGAUAGGCGUUCCUCCCUUUGGCCGUCAGGGAGAUGUUGUUAGUGCCCUUCUUGAUUGGCAAGCCGGCUCAUGCGGUCCUAGGUUGUCCUUCAUGCUGAAUGGGCGCAACUUGGGCAUGGCAUUUGACCUUCGUGCAGAAGGCAUUGAAAUACCGCCACUGCAGCCGCACGUCUGUCAGGGGCAAGGAAGGCCAUUCAGCAUCCUGCUGCGUGGUGCGACGCCGCAGGUCCCGCUCCGUUUUCCUAUGCCUGGCUACCGUCCGCUUGGCAAUAUCGCAGAGGAGCAUUUCUCACCCUUUAGCAAGGCUGUUGAACUUGCAACCUCCUCCGCAGAAAAUGGCGCUUUGCGUCAGCAGAAGCCGCCACCAGCAGCGGCUCGGAGACUGAUCCACAGCAGCCUUGGUCUCGCUUUGCCCCUGCCACACGUGGCGCAGGAGAAGAGUCUUGGCAAGAAGCUGAGACCACAGCCCGACUCCCAAGAACUCAGAGAUGGAUAG